AAGAAGUUGUUUUCUGCGUUGCUAACGAACGGUAUCCACCUCCCAUUCAUUUGCGAUUAAGGUCCGAGGAAAAGUUCCCUAGAAGCAUACAGCUUUCUGUCCAGCGGCAAGUCUCCCAAUUGGACACAGAACUCGGUACCUCUGAGCAUUCAGAACAUAUGGCCCCACCAAGGAUCCCCGAUAAAUCAAUCAAUCGCCAAAUACUGUUCGGGACUGGCCCGAAGACGCCAAACGAGCCUCUAUAUCCUAGGCCUUAUUUCGAAUAUGGGUCUAUGUCGCAACAAUCUAGCGAAUCGGAGCUCACAAAGAAAUCUGUAUCACUGGCACCUCUUGAAAGCGUCGAUGUGUGUAAGAAAAAGCCGCCAUCGCCAGUAGAUGGCAACAGAAUGCUACUUGCUAUCCGGUUUACCGAUACAGUAACGGCUAAAGAUCUGUCAUCUGAGUAUUUUGCCGAUUGGCUUCGGACCAUACCUGGAGAAGUCGCAGAAGUAGUCGUGGAGGCUGGGUUCAUAUGCGAUUCUACGCUCCUUUUGGUUUCCCUUCCUGUUUCGUUGUGGACUUACCUGUCGGAUAAUCCCGCUAUAAUUCCUCUCGGUCGGGUUCUGUCCUCGAAUCUCCUGGCGCCGAAACAAGUUAUUUUGGGCAGAACAGAUAACGAGGAUGAUGUAAAUCCACAAUCUCCAACAAAAGAAAAUAAAGGAAAAGGGAAGAUCGUCUCGUUUGCAGAAGAGGGGAAUCAAGUGAUUCUCCCACGAGAUUUCGGAUAUGAGGAAAAUAGUAUUGACGAAGGUCUGGAGGUGGAAGCCGAUAUGUGUCAGGACUUAGUCGUUGAUUAUACCGAAGAAGUAUCAGAGGAAUCCACAGAUACCGAGGAAGAAACCGAAGAUGACGAAUCAAUCGAAGAGGUGUCAACAGGAGUCCUCGUUGCAUACCCCGGCGAUUCUCCUAGUUUUAGAGUCUCAGGUCCCGCAAUCAUCUAUUGUCUUAACAUCCGUGACAAAUUCCCCUUGGCCGAAAUCCAGCUGGUUGAAAGGCUAGGGGAGGCGAACUGGCAACGCCAUGUGGCCAUUCGAAGCAGGAAUGAAUUAGAAGAGAUCACAGCGCUUGAAAUACCACAGGAAACACCAAGAUAUGUCUUCCAGCCAAAGUCGACCUUUGAGGAUUCGGGCUUAGGUACCAGCCUUCCAACUCUACUAAGUGCGCCAUCUCUGGCUCCGCACGUCUAUCAUACUUCAAAUAUCGAAAGUCUACGACCGCGAUCCUCUUACGCUCCAUCGCUAUUGUCUUAUCUAUCGAGAGCCUCGGAUCCUGAUACCGACCAUUUCCGGGUUCCUCCCAUCCCAAGAGAGGCUGCCGAACGGAAACCAUUCUCGUGUUUCAUCUGCCGGCGUGUCAUCAGUCACGUCAGAAACCGGUUAGAGUGGAAGUGAGUGAUAUACAAGGAUGUAUUUGAAUUCAAAGCUAACAAGUUUAUGUACUUCAG
Molecule: messenger RNA, 1483 nt
Organism: Hyaloscypha bicolor E
Lineage: Eukaryota; Fungi; Ascomycota; Leotiomycetes; Helotiales; Hyaloscyphaceae
Exons: 3
Coding region: 159-1430 (423 amino acids)
Source: RefSeq, a predicted model, not a curated record